CAUCGGCGCUCACAGCAGUAGCAGAACACACCUCAGAAAACCUUUGAAAAAACCUCAGCCUGACAAACUCGUUCUCGAUCUGUCGUUACACUUUUCAUUUUUCUUUCUCUCCAAAAUGGACGUGUUCAUGAAGGGGUUCUCCAUGGCGAAGGAGGGAGUCGUGGCCGCAGCGGAGAAGACCAAAGCGGGAAUGGAGGAGGCUGCGGCCAAAACUAAAGAGGGAGUCAUGUAUGUAGGAAACAAGACAAAGGAGGGAGUGACUGCAUCAGUAAACACAGUGGCUAACAAGACUGUGGACCAGGCUAACAUCGUCGCAGACACAACGGUUGCUGGGGCCAACGAGGUUUCCCAGGCAACGGUGGAGGGAGUCGAGAACAUCGCCGCAUCAGCCGGAUACAUCAACCAGGGAGAGUAUGGAGGAAUGGAGCAGGGUGGUCAAGGAGGAGAGGGAUACUAGCUCACCCACCUCAGGACCCCCUCCUCGCCCGUGCCCUCGCCUUGCUGUACCAGACUCCAGAUGUUCAGCAUAUUUUUUGUGACUUUAUUGAACCAAAUCUACAAACAAAACAGACUUUUCUUGGUGUCGCUCCUCUGCCUCUGAAUACCUCCACAUUACAGCAUCACAAGCCCAGCAGAAGCAGCCAACAGCUAGCACCCAAGUAUUUUUCUUGCCUUUAAAAGUCCUUGAAUUUUCUUGCAGCUUGUAGCUUUCUCCCCGUGUCACUGUGUUGUAAUCCCGUUGUAAUUCGCCACCAUGCUAAACCUUUUGAGACGCUUCACUUGCUAACACGCCUAAAAAGAAGAAGUACAAUGAAGAAAUAGCAACGUGAUUUGACAAAGUGAUAUCUGAAGAUAGGCCUACAGAGCUCCUGCAACCAGGGACGCCAUAUUGACAGUGGUGAAUUAUGGGUAAACAAUGAUUUAUCUUAAAACUAAUCCCAUUUAACCUUAGUGACCCUUACCUGGCAGUAUAGAUAGCAUCAAUUUUGCCUUAACUCUGCACAAUCUGGACAUCUGGUUUACUUUUCACCUUCUUAUGUCAUCGAAGAGGCUCCCUGGAGAUGUUUGUGAAAAAUAGACUUAAUAAAUCCCUGUACCUAUAACGUUUACAGAUACUGAUAUAGUGAAAUUGAUGAAAUAGCGAAAAAAAUUGCUAAUGUGCAGAUGUUCUAGCCAAUUAGCAGCUAACUCACUCACGACAAUGUAAAAAAUAUGCAAAACAUUUGGUAACGUUAUAAUGUCGUUAACCAAACACUUUAAACAUCACAAUAUCGAUGUAAAAAUACAUUUGUAGCUUAAUUAAUGUAGCGCGUGAUUAGCUGCUAGCCCGUUUAGCUGUAGAAAUCCACUUUGGAGCUUUGUAAUCUCUAAAACUCCCAUAAAACGGCCGACUGGAACUCUCUACCACAUUCCUUGCCAGUAUGAGCGUUUGGAGGUGCAUGCUGGGAUUGCGUGACGACAACUGUAGGAGCUCUAUUGUAAAGUAUUGUGGAACUUUGACCCUGUACCAAAAACGCAGUACAGAACAAAACAGCAGUGAAUGCAAACUACCGCAUUCAGAAAACCACAAAUUAGCCUAAUUAAUGAUAAUACCCAGUAAGUCCAAGUGCUAAUGUCUAGCUAGCAUGUAGCCUAUAAUCUAAAGUAAACAAAGAAACCUAGCAAGAAUGUUUACGGGAUUUAUAUCUGAUAACUGCAUGUACUAUAAAGGUUCUAUCAUAUAACAUUAAUAGCCACAUAGUCCAGGCAGGCUAGCGUUACAAACUAUGGCCUUGUUAGCGUAGCAUUUACUAGCUCUAACCCCUAACUAAAGGGAAGGAUAAUUGUGUAUGUUUUUAUACCAAGAUACUAAAAUUCAUAUUAAUGCCUCUGAAUAAAAAUAUUAAUUCAAAAUAACAAAGCUAACUAUAUUAAAAGCCAUGUACAAUUACCCUAUAUGCUAACAUGCUAACAUCUUAAUCAAAUUUAACUAGCACUUCUAUUUAGCAUGAUUGCUUUAUUAGUGAGCUAACAAAAGUGACAGUAAUAUUUAUGAUCCUUACCAAAAACAAAAUACAUAAGAGGAAAUUUGAUUAAUAUGAACGAUAAGGAUCAUUUUCUUGUAAAAAAAAUGACAACAAACAUUUAAAUUAAUAAUUAACCGUCUCUGUCCAUUAAUUGGUAGAAAUCAGGUAAAACCACAAUGGCGCAGAACUGAUGAAUGUUGGCUAACCUCUUGUAACAAACGCUAAAAAUGCUAAUGUAUGCUAACCCCAACCCCACACAGGUGUUCAAAACGGUUUUAAUCCCGGGCUGCCAAAUUAGUUAUUUUGAUUUAAAUUUGGCCUCACUCUGAAUAAAGAAUGAGGACAGACAAAUAAAAAGUUCCAAAGUGUGGCAUUUGGGUCCAGUGUGCUAAUUUGGCCAUGCUCAAACUAUUCAUGGGUUUCAUCAUGUUGAAAACAUAGGACCGUUGCCAUAGCAUUUAACAAUAUAAAACAAAAUAGACCAUCUUGGGAAAAGGUCCUGUUGCAUAUUUAUGGGUUUCAAACAAUUCUGUCCUGAUUUGAAGGACUUUGUGAGGACCCAUAGAGACGACCUUUCUACGUUUAAAAGAUAAUAUUUUUAUUUGAAAUGCUUAAUUGCUACAGUGAGUCAAAUAAGUAUUUGAACACCCUGUGAUUUUGCAAGUUCUCCCACUUAGAAAUCAUGGAGGGGUCUGACAGUUUCAUCUUAGGUGCAUGUUCACUGUGAGAGACAUAAUCUAAAAAAAAAUCUAGAAAUCACAUUGUAUGAUUUUUUUAAAUAAUUUAUUUGUAUGUUACUGCUUCAAAUAAGUAUUUGAACACCUGAGAAAAUCAGUGUUAAUAUUUGGUACAGUAGCCUUUGUUUGCAAUGACAGAGGUCAAAUGUUUCCUGUAGUUUUUCACCAGGUUUGCACACACUGCAGGAGGGAUUUUGUCCCACUCCUCCACACAGAUCUUCUCUACAUCAGUCAGGUUUCUGGGCUGUCGCUGAGAAACAGAGUUUGAGCUCCCUCCAAAGAUUUUCUAUUGGGUUUAGGUCUGGACACUGGCUGGGCCACUCCAGAACCUUGAUAUGCUUCUUACGGAGCCACUCCUUGGUUAUCCUGGCUGUGUGCUUCAGGUCAUUGUCAUGUUGGAAGACCCAGCCACGACCCAUCUUCAAUGCUCCAACAGUGGGUCUUUUUGCACCAAGCUGCUUGGAAAUUGCCCCGUAGCCCUUUCCAGCCUUGUGGAGGUCUACAAUUUUGUCUCUUGUGCAUUUUGACAGUUCUUUGGUCUUGGCCAUGUUAGUAGUUGGAGUCUUACUGAUUGUCUGGGGUGGACAGGCGUCUUUAUGCAGCUAACGACCUUAAACAGGUGCUUCAAAUUUAGGAUGAGUGGAGUGGACUUUUUAAAGGUGGACUAACAGCUAGAAUUCUGACCCUCAAAGACCUGAUAGACAGGUGUUCAAAUACUUAUUUGCAGCAGUAACAUAAAAAAAAAUAAUAAUAAUAAAAAUCAUACAAUGUGAUUUCCAUAUUUUUUUUUAGAUUAUGUCUCUCAUAGUGGACAUGUGCCUAAGAUGAAACUGUCAGACCCCUCCAUGAUUUCUAAGUGGGAGAACUUGCAAAAUCACAGUGUGUUCAAAUACAUAUUUGCCUCACUGUGUGACGACGGAGCGCAGUUGCAAUAGCUUGAAACCCAUGAAUACCAGGAGGCUGAAACUCAUGAAUAUCACAUAUCACAAUAUCAGGACGUAGUCUAAAUAUCUAUGCAAUAAAAAAGUUAUGACCUAAACCAAUAAUAAAAUAAUUGAACACUAAAAAAUAGACAAAAGUAUGUUUUUAGAGUUUGCAGUGCACUCACUUAACCUUUCCUCGUGAGGCCUAGCUAGUUUACGUUUGUAGAGACAGGUGAGGCUGGUUUAGCUUGAUCGACAGGUUCAUGUUUUGUUUGGGCUAAAUUAAGGACUGCAUUGUCAAAGUAAAUUGUAUAGUAACUCUUAUAAGACUGUAUUAUUUAAUGAUGGGUGUCUAGUGAUGGGUGGUUGUAUUAUUGACUUUACCAGACAUUAAAAAAAUGAAUUGUAGAAGUUAGCUCAUUUUUUCAAUAUAGUUAAAUAUCAGAUACCACAGGGUGACCACACGUCCCCGUUUAUCCAGGACAGUCCCAGUCUUGAGCCCUGUGUCCCAUGUCCCAGCGGAUUUAUUCAAAACUAGUGAUUUGUCAGAUGUUUUUGUUCAAAUACAGAAAACUGCUUGAAAAUCAUUAGAAGUUCACAAGUUGAGAAUGGAUCGAGAGGUUAAUAAUGUCCUUAUGUACAAGCCUGUUUAUUAUUACCAUUUAUUAUUACCAGCCACCCCAACCCGGAGUGUCCCAGGUUUUAUUUUUAAAAUCUUGCCACUCUGUAUUACUACUGAACAGCAGCUGUAGAUAUGGAAGUGAAAAGAACAUUUUUUUGGUUAGACUCAGUGGGCCAGAGGGUCAGAUCCAUCCAUUUCUUUAUGAAAAAACUGUGUAGAUAAGUAGAUGUAAUAUUUACGGUGAUGUUAGCUUGUGAAGCAUCUCUGUUUUAUUUGAAGCCAAUGGAAACUAAAGCCUGCAUGUUGCCUUAUCACUUACACACGACACUUAUUGUAACACAAAAACACACCACACACGCAAAAUACAGAACAAACACAUUUAAGUUCAAAGUAGAUUCCCUGAUUUUAUAAACUGUGCCGGACUAAAUAAAUUGUUUUGUUCAAAUCCACCAAA
Messenger RNA from Periophthalmus magnuspinnatus, 4742 nucleotides. RefSeq names its product synuclein, gamma b (breast cancer-specific protein 1) (gene sncgb). NCBI's taxonomy places the organism in Eukaryota, Metazoa, Chordata, Actinopteri, Gobiiformes, Gobiidae. The transcript has 5 exons. Gene Ontology annotation, molecular function: cuprous ion binding. The record is from RefSeq and is a predicted model, not a curated record. Gene Ontology annotation, biological process: synaptic vesicle endocytosis; synapse organization; chemical synaptic transmission. The coding region runs from base 116 to 457 and encodes 113 amino acids. Gene Ontology annotation, cellular component: cytoplasm; neuronal cell body; axon terminus.